GCGAAAUGUAGAUAUAGAGUAAAAAAGUUUAAAAUUACAAAAUAGAGUAAAUUGAUAGAGUAUAUUUUGAGGUGACAUUUUAUUGUAGAGUUGAAUUAGAGGUAGAUCGAAAAUUUUGAAAUUAGGAUUUGAGGGAGGUAAGAGAGAUUUGGUUGAAGAAUAGUGUUGAUGGGCGAUAGAAGCAGCAGCUUAUCAUCAUCAUCAUCAUCAUCAUCAUCAUCAUCAUCAUGCUGCGCUAUAACAAAAAUAACACAGGACCAUCUCUUGGCAAUCUUACUUCUACUGCCGGUGGAUUCAGUUGUAUCAUUUGGGAUGACGUGCAAGAGGUACAGAUGUUUAGCAAGCUGUGAUUCACUGUGGGAGUCCAUUUGCCGACGAGAUUGGGGAGCUACAUCGGUGGAUGCACUCACUGUGUCGUCGUCUUCUUCAACAGAUAGUCAAAUGUCACUGUCAUGGAUGAAUCUCUACAAGCGGUUCUCCCUGCUUGACUCUGUUUCUUGCCAUCAAUUGAGUUGCCCAGAUGCCAAUUCUUUGCUUCCAGUCGCUAGAGCUUCUCACUCUCUCAACUUUCUCGCUGAUUGCUUGGUUUUGUUCGGUGGUGGCUGUGAGGGAGGACGCCAUCUUGACGAUACAUGGAUAGCUUAUAUAGGGAAUGAGCUUCCCAGGACAUUAAGGUGGCAGAAGGUGGAGUCAGGAGUUCCGAGUGGGAGAUUUGGGCACACAUGUGUUGUUAUUGGUGGUUUUCUUGUUCUCUUUGGAGGGAUCAAUGACAGGGGGAUGCGUCAAAAUGAUACAUGGAUUGGCCAGAUAGACAACCUUCAUAUCUCACUCUCGUGGAGGCUGCUCAAUGUGCAAUCCCUUGCACCGACACCACGUGGGGCUCAUGCUGCCUGUUGCACUGAUCAAAGGAAGAUGGUUAUCCAGGGCGGAAUUGGGCUGAAUGGUCUCAGAUUGGGCGACACCUGGGUGUUGGAACUGUCCGAGAAUCUUUGUUUCGGAACAUGGCAUGAGCUUGUGAUUCAUCCAUCACCUGCGCCUCGUUCAGGGCAUUCAUUAACAUGCGUUGGAGGAAGUGGAUUAGUUUUAUUUGGUGGUAGAGGAUCGGGAUAUGAGGUGCUUGGUGAUGUGUGGUUGUUGAAAAUGUGUGAGAAUCAGUUGAAGUGGGUAGAGAUGAUGUAUGAAAUGCAAAACAUACCUGAAGGAAUCUCCCUUCCUCGAGUUGGUCACUCAGCUGCGCUUAUUCUGGGGGGCCGUAUCUUAAUUUAUGGAGGUGAAGAUUCAGGCAGACAUAAAAAGGAUGACUUUUGGGUGUUAGAUAUGAGUUCAAUCAUAUCGAAUCAGAUGAAGCCGGCAAAUAUGUGGAAAUGUCUCAAGGCAAAGGGUUAUAAACCUGAGUGCAGGUCGUUCCACCAGGCGUGCGCAGACAUUUCAGGGCGUCACAUGUUUGUGUUUGGUGGAAUGGUUAAUGCGGAAGCUGGCGGGUUGAGGUUUGACGGGGACCUGUUUCUACUACAGCUUCAGACUCUGCUAUGAAUGAAUAGAUGCUGGGAGCUAAUAAUGUUCAACAUCAAAUACUGUCGUUGGAAAGAUGUACAUAAUGGAACGAAGCCAGAUAAGGAACUUGUAUUUGAACCAACUCCAUGUACAAAAGGGUCUUUGGGACUCCUACUUAAACUAUGAUACUCAACUGCCUACUUUGCAAAUCUAGAUUUUUAUAGAAUUUAAUCAUAUAUUUUUCUCCA
Molecule: messenger RNA, 1742 nt
Organism: Mercurialis annua (annual mercury)
Lineage: Eukaryota; Viridiplantae; Streptophyta; Magnoliopsida; Malpighiales; Euphorbiaceae
Product: F-box/kelch-repeat protein At1g51550
Exons: 2
Coding region: 169-1533 (454 amino acids)
Molecular function (GO): protein binding
Source: RefSeq, a predicted model, not a curated record